Messenger RNA from Dibothriocephalus latus, 213 nucleotides. The record is from the annotation of a GenBank genome assembly. Lineage: Eukaryota; Metazoa; Platyhelminthes; Cestoda; Diphyllobothriidea; Diphyllobothriidae.
AUGGAAAUCUUGGAGAAGCGACGAGCUUCGCAGGCCACCACUAACAGCCCUCCCCUCGAAAAUCCCGAUGGUGAGGAGAAUUUUGAAGAAGCCAACCAGUCAAAAAUUGACGAUGUCUUGAAGUAUUACUCAGAGGAGUCAAUUUCGGGUGCCGGUCGCAGUCUACGCCAAAGCCGAAACCUCAUUCUUUCCGGGUGGAAACCGUUGACGUAG